Molecule: messenger RNA, 1018 nt
Organism: Planococcus citri (citrus mealybug)
Lineage: Eukaryota; Metazoa; Arthropoda; Insecta; Hemiptera; Pseudococcidae
Product: cuticle protein AM1199-like
Exons: 3
Coding region: 208-684 (158 amino acids)
Cellular component (GO): chitin-based extracellular matrix
Molecular function (GO): structural constituent of chitin-based larval cuticle
Source: RefSeq, a predicted model, not a curated record
AGUAAUGACCAUCCGAGUUGCAUAAUUUCUCAUUCAACCACGUGCUGAUUCAUGUUUCUUCAGUAACUUUUUUUAUUGCAUUUUUGUCGUUUUUAAAUCGUUGAAAAACGUUCUCUUGUUUACAGUCUGUUUUUAUUUUUCGAAACUGUUGGACGUGUAACUUUGUAGGUACCUAUUUGUUUUGCUUGUGAGAUAUUUUGCUGCACUAUGGCGUCUCGUUUGGCCUUUUUGUUCUUAGCGUUAUUUGCUGUGACUGGUUACGUUUCUGCUUACCCACGAAUCGUUCGUGCUGCUGCUAAUCAACCUGCUAAAGCUGCUGUUAAUGUAGAAUCCGUCAGCGUCAGUUCUAGGGAUGCAGGUGCUCAAAUUAUACAAUACAGCAAUCAGUUCAAUCCCGAAGAUAAUAGCUUCGUUUUCCAGUAUGAGACAGAUAAUGGUAUAAAAGCUCAAGGAUUCGCUAAAGAUAACGAAGUAUCCGUUCAAGGAUCCUAUUUCUUGGUUAUGCCAGAUGGUAGUCAGGUUCCUGUUCAUUAUAUAGCUGAUUCAGAAAAUGGUUUCCAAGUUGAUAGUCCUGCUAUUCCUACACCACAUCCUGUUAUUGCGAAAGUGGCCGAAUAUUUGAGAACUUUACCUCCUCAGAAAGAAGAUGUAGAAGAGAAGCAAAAUGCUUCCGCUGACAUUUAAUCAAAUUUACUUUAAUUUACCUAGGUACAUAGUUAUUUUAUUUGUUACUGCGUUGAAAAAAAUAACUGUAACUUUACCUACACAUAGAUACCUAUGUACUUACAUAUAUUCAAUGUUGGAAUAUUGGUAGGUACCUACUACCUACAUUUAUAUUGUUUGUUUUACAUUGAUGUCGUUGUUAAAUUGGUUUAUCAAACUGCAUCGAAAAGUAGAGCACGCUUUGAAAAUUGGUUAUUAUUUUAUUUAUAAAAAUUUCUUCGAGUGUGCAAUUUGAUUAAUUUUAGUGACUUUUACAUUUUGAGUCAAUUUUUGAAUAAAUGUCAAAAUCAACAAA